Messenger RNA from Hylaeus volcanicus, 6308 nucleotides. Its product is annotated as echinoderm microtubule-associated protein-like 2. Gene Ontology annotation, biological process: microtubule cytoskeleton organization. Gene Ontology annotation, molecular function: microtubule binding. The coding region runs from base 935 to 3655 and encodes 906 amino acids. Lineage: Eukaryota; Metazoa; Arthropoda; Insecta; Hymenoptera; Colletidae. The record is from RefSeq and is a predicted model, not a curated record. Gene Ontology annotation, cellular component: mitotic spindle. The transcript has 20 exons.
GUGCGGUUCCUUUCGCCCGGGCUCUGCUUCGCGGUCACUUCGUUACUGUGUUUGUCCCCCGUCGUCCCCGUGUACCUUUUCUACCUGUGAACGACUCGAAACCGAUCCGCCGUCGAUUUCCUCGUGUUCGCCGUGUGUUUCGCGGAACUCGACGAACGUGGUGCGAACAGACGACGCCCACCAAACGGAAACCGCUUCUGUCCAGCCGCCAAGAAGGGAGGAAAGACAAGGGAGGAAAGGGGAGGACCUGCAGGACUUUCCACCGGAUUCCUGAACGCCGUGGAUUCGCGUCGAGAGCUGGAUUGUAUGCAAAUAGCCGAGGAAAUAUCCGCCAGCUCGCUUCUCCACCUUUGUCCAGCCUCUCAUCGUGUCGUUACGCCGCUGACUAACGUUCUCGUGGAAGAGGUCCACUCCAGGCGAUCGUGCAUACCGCACGAUCAUUUUGCGCGCAGAGACGAAGUCUUCAACGAAGGAGCAACGGCAGUAUGAAAAGAAAAGUUCGAGCUCGACGAUGCACGUAAACGGCCAUUCGGCACACGGCGCGAGGCAAGAAAUGGAAAACGAACCAUGCGUCAGAGAAAGGUCAGCGAAUCGUGGACCCAGCAAAAUAUUCCGGAAGAGGUGGUCCCUUCGUUCGGAGAAGGAAAUAAAUUCGUCGAAGAGUCUUCCAAGUCAAGACGGAUCGAUUAUCGAGCGGACACUAAAAAUCGCAGAUUGAUUUCACGCCGAAACAAUUAAACGUGUCAAUUGGCCCUCGGUCUUAUCGAGUACGCGCGUGGAUGUUCUUAUUUUAUUUUUCUGUUCGUUGGUAAGACGAGUCACUCGGUCGAGGAGACAUGGUGCGAGACAUCGUAUUGGCUCUGUUUGCGCUUGUUAAUCAGUUCAAUUGAAUAACGUAUUAAUACGUCGGGGUCAUCGCGAGGGGUUAAUCGCAAUGUCCACGCCGGACACGAUGGACACCAUCGAUGAAGCGGAGCAGGCGUGGCACGAGAUGCUGGAGUGCGAGACCGGAUCCCUGUUGGGCCGAGUCGCGGACCUCGAGAGGCAAUCCUUGGCGCAGAGAGACGAGAUAGUUUGUCUUCGCGCUACUCUCGCGGACGCGCUAAGGCGAAUUGCUCAGCUGGAAGGACGCGAGAAGAGGGAAGAUGAGAGGAACGAGAGGAGAAACGAGAGAAUGGUGUCCUCGCCCUUGAGGAAUGGACACGCACCGCUUAGAAGUAAUCAAAAUUCGGUGCCCCAAAAAGACAUACGCUUACGCCAGACCGGUGGCUCCUGUCUGAGGAAUUCUUCGUCCUCGGGAUCUUCUCAGGAUGUCAGGGACUCGUUGUCCAGUCCACGAAGACCAGUCACUUAUACGCACUCGUCGCAGCUUCCUCAAAGAAGGUCGGUUCAUUACCAAUCAACUGGCUCGUUACACUCGGACAGUCCCAGUAGUAGUAGUGUUUCCCCGGUGCCAUCACCAAGUCCUAGAGCUACACCACUGCCGGUGGCCAGAUCACCGACAGCAAGAUCAAACGGGCCACCUCAAAGCAGCUUAAGAAGGGCGAAACGGUGGUCGUCGACGGGGGACUUUACGCAUUCGCCGCAAAAUCAGGGAAGCAAUUCGCAGCUUGUCAGUAGCAGAUUGUCAGCAUCCACCAAGUCUCUCUUCAACCUCUUCAAGCCGCCAGCGAUGAACAACAUGAAACACGGCACCAGAGACAUGCAGUACAACGAAGAGGAAAGUACCGUCCGCAUGUACCUGCGAGGGCGACCAGUCGUCCUCUACGUUCCAACGCCGCUGAUGGAGUCCUACGAUCUUCACAAAGUGAGCACACCACCCCAGAGCAAACUGAAACUCGACUGGGUGUACGGUUACCGAGGCAGGGAUUGUCGAAGCAAUCUGCAUCUGCUGCCGACCGGGGAAAUUGUUUACUUCGUCGCCGCCGUGGUGGUCUUGUACAAUAUGGAGGAACACAGCCAGAGGCAUUACUUGGGACACACGGAUGACAUCAAAUGCAUAGCGAUUCAUCCAAACAAAUUGGUGGUCGCCACUGGCCAAGUGUGUGGAACCGACAGACGGGACGCCAUGCCACACAUAAGAAUAUGGAAUUCCGUGAGCUUGACGACCCUCUGCGUGAUUGGCAAUGGAGGAUUCGAUGGAUCGAUCUGUUGUCUUUCGUUCUCGAAGGCAGACGGUGGAAAUUAUUUGUGCGCGAUCGACGAAACGUCCGAUCACAAUAUAUCGAUCUGGGAUUGGCAGAAGGGAGAACGGGGUACCAAAGUAACCGAGACCAAGUGCUCCGUCGACACGGUGGUCUGCGCCGAGUGGCAUCCGCUGGAACGGAAUCAAAUCGUGUCCUGUGGAAAGGGACACGUGUCCUUUUGGUCCCUCGACAACGGAGGGAUGCUUUACAAGCGAAUGGGAAUUUUCGAAAGCAGGGAAAAACCGAGAUACGUCACCUGCGUUGCUUUCAAUCAAAACGGCGAUGUUCUCACUGGCGACAGCAACGGUAACAUCAUCGUUUGGGGCAGAGGCACAAACACGAUCUCUAAGCUAGUGAGGAAUAUUCACGAGGGAUCUAUAUUCUCGAUCUGCGUUUUGAAGGAUGGUUUUAUCGUCACCGGUGGUGGCAAAGAUGGCAAAAUAUUGUACUUCGACGAAUCGUUAAAUUUGACAGGAGCGGAAGCACAAAUUGAGGACCACUUCGGAGGUAUUCGAACGCUCGCAGAAGGAAGAGGUUCGCAGUUACUGAUUGGGACGACGAGAAACUGCAUUUUGGUCGGGGAUGUUGGAAUGGGAUUCAAUCCAGCCAUGUUGGGUCACACGGAAGAAGUUUGGGGCCUCGCUGCGCACCCGACUUUGCCGCAAUUUGCGACAGCUGGCCACGACAGGUUGUUGCAAAUGUGGGACAGUCUCAGUCACACUGUUGUUUGGAGCAAAGACAUUGGGGAACAAGCACAAAGUAUUGGAUUCUCGCCAGAUGGCAACGUGAUGGUAGUCGGAUGCACCUCUGGAAAAUGGUUAGCAAUCGACAGUGAAACGAGAGAAUUGUACACCCACCAUAGCGAUGGAUCGGAACCCAUUCAGGUCUUGAAAUUUUCACCGGAUGGCACGCUUCUAGCACUUGGGUCCAGAGACAAUUAUAUUUAUAUUUAUCAAGUAAACGGAGAUGCAACCAAGUAUAGCCGAGUUGGACGAUGUAUGCCGAAGCGGAUACGAAGACGUAGAGGUCACUCGAGUUUCAUAACUCACUUGGACUGGUCAAUAGACGGGCAGUAUUUGCGAAGUAACAGCGGCGACUACGAACUACUGUAUUGGAAUCCUGGAGUUUGCCGUCAAAUUCCACAACCCUCCGCGUUAAGAGACAUAGAGUGGACGAGUCAUUCCUGUAUCAUAUCCUUUGAAACAAUUGGAAUAUGGCCCGAAGGUGCAGACGGCACAGACGUGAACAAUUGUUCCCGUAGCAGCGACUCGAAGCUUCUGGCGACUGGCGAUGAUUUUGGAAAGGUCAAAUUGUUCUCCUACCCAGCUUGCCAACCUAAGUCCCUGUGUCACACGUACGGCGGUCACUCGAGUCACGUUACGAACGUGUCGUUCCUCCAGGACGACACACGAUUAAUUUCCACUGGCGGAAGUGACACGAGCGUUCUCCAGUGGAUUGUAAAUUACUAAUUCCUGCUCGAUCGAUGGCAUUCACAUCGAAUCGAUUUACAUUCGAAGUGUCCUUCGUGGUCGAGCGGUUGGAAAGUGGACGAAACAAGCGGAAGGAAUACAUUUCGAAGCGACUGCGAGACGCUCGAAGGUUGAGAAGAGCCAAGCCUCUGAAUGGAAAGUAAAUCUCUGACAAUAUGGUCGAGAAACGUAAAAAAAACGGACGAACAGGACGUUCGCGUAGCGACUACAAGAGGAGUUGAGAAACUACGAAGAAUAAUGGCGAUGAUAUCGUAACGAGUCUUGAGAGUUAGGAACUGAUCGAUGCAAAACGGUAGGGAACGCCAGCUUUUCAGUAAAAAUUAAUAAAUAAAAUUAAUCGCGACGAAUGGAAGGAUGCGAAAAGUACUCAUUCCGUCGGGAAAUUUCAUUGUUUCCCGUUUAAAAGUGCCCUUCGCGAUCGGCUCGGUGGAAAGGAUAGGUUAAAGAACGAAUAUUCCUCACAGUGUCAAUUCAGGAGAAUUCAACGGCUGAUAAAUUAAACAGAAGCAACACGGUGAUCGUACGAAACGCGAAGCAUAGUCCUAGUUGAGCUGAAUCCGUUUCUCCAGCUUUUCUUCGCUGCGCAAAACUCGAAGAACUGGAAUUUUACAAUCUCGAGAGAUCCAAAGAACGAGAAGCGUAUUUGCUUCGCCGCUGAACCGAAAAUCUCAGAUAUAAGACGACAGAACAGAAUGCUUAUUAGGUACAAUUAAGGAAACAUUCGUUCAUUUUACCGUAUAAGUGUCCUUUACGAAUAAAUGACUGAAAGUUCUAAUGUUAAUUUACUAAACUGUAACUCAGUGUCUAUCGAUAACGCAUAACGAAGUGUCUUUUGCAUAUUCUACAAUAUUCACGACUAUUUUUCGAAGAUCGGUGCACCGACUAUACAAAUCUCUGUGCGUAUGUGUUUUGUUUUCUGCGUGAACACACGACGUAUACAGCUGUAGAAAAUCAAACGGUUCGCGUAAUUCAGCACCAGAGAUGGGCGAAAUUUGAUUCGAUUAACAGAUGAACGAAACAAACGUGUGGCCAUUCGCAUGAAAGCAAAAAGUAUGUAAAUUAAAGGAGGAUUAAAACGACAUAUUUGUUUUCUUUGUAUUUGUUACUCAAAAAGAAAACUUGCCCAUCUCUGGUCAGCACCGAGGUAAUUAGAUUGCACGGUUUUCGAAUGAUCGUAAUUAAUUAAUUAUUCAGUGAUUGAUCACUCUGGUAACUUCGAUCCAGUUGCUCGUGUCUGUAAAACUAUAGAAACGUGGAUGUUUUAUCGCGUAUAUACAUUUUCUUUUGUGUUUUUCAAACCAUCAGGUACUUUAUGAGUUUGUUUCUUGCGUAUGGUUGGUAAACAGUCACGUUGUCUGUGAAAAUUCGCAGGUGUAUUCUAUGCUACUAUAAUUUGCUCAGAGUUGGGCAUUGGUCGUACGAAUUUUUGUUUUGACGAUGAAUACGCUUAUUUUGAAGUCGAGAAGCUGAGAGAAGAAAUUGAAAUAUGAAAUUGAUAUUGAAAUAUUUAGAAAAAUCAAAAUUUAAAAAGAAAACAAAUUAUAAUUUUCUUCACUUUUGGACGCACGUUUAUAUGUACAAGUGACGUUUAGCCCAACUCUGACGUAUGUGUGUAAGUACGUAUACAUAUACUUCAAUUUGGAUGUCGAACGAUAGAAUAAUCGAAAGGGUCGCGGGGCUACCAGAAAUCCAAAGAAUCUCAUCACGAGAAGAUCGUAGCCUCGAAAGAUGAGACCGACGAGAUCUGAAUUUUGUUGGUAACGGAAAGAAGAAACUACUUUACCGUAAAAUGCCGUCCAAUAGGAAGUACGUAGCAUAAUAUGGAAAACGACGGGUAUGCUUGUAGAACCGAAUUUGUUGAUUCUACUCGAUUAUUAAACAAAACUUGAUCAGUUGUGUGCCAAAUGUAUCGCACCGUUUCGCGAUCAGGCUUCAUUUAAUACUUUAAGAAACGUGAUAGGACUCGAAACGGUUAGCUUAACGAAACGUUAAUCAAUUCCUUCAACUUAUUCAGGGAAGUGACAAGUCUUUUCUUUUGGUAUUCACAAUUUGUUGGUUUUGAGUAACUUAACUCCAUUAGGUUCGGUCAUUCGCGAGAUGUGAAAAUAUUGAUACAAUUUAAAUUAUGGUUAUUUAUACAUUUUUUUCGAGAGGAUUGAAACAGGAUAAGGUUAAAGGCAAACAAACAGAAUGGAGUUAAGGCGAAGACUCAUCGCGAAGAGGAUGAAUCGUAAAUAGUCACGUUGGAGGAAUUGGAUCGAAAUCGCCCGUAAAAAAGUACUUGCAGUUAAUUUGCCGACCAUGGGUAGCCGAUAUAAGGAGUCGGUUGUAAAUUGAAGUGCAAAAGGAGGAUAUGCAAGUCGUCGGCUUGUAUACCUAUCAAAAAGUGUACAUAAAUACGGUAAGAUCGCAAUGCCCAAUUAGAAUUUCCUUUGGCGUCCCGUAUAUUAUCUUUUCUAUUUGGUACGAACUAUUUUGCCAAAGUCCAACAAAGCAAGGAUAAUCAGUCUAUUUUCACUCAUCGUCAUUAUGUAAGAUAUAUACAUAUAUCUAUAUAUUUUAUUUAUGUCACGCCGAUGGACGUUUGUGCGUAUAUGUAUCUUUAACGUUUAAUAAAUCGUCUUUAUCGACA